Didymodactylos carnosus is the source of this 1404-nucleotide messenger RNA. Lineage: Eukaryota; Metazoa; Rotifera; Eurotatoria; Philodinida; Philodinidae. The record is from the annotation of a GenBank genome assembly.
AUGUUUAACCUAGGUGCUCCAAUUAUACGCUUUGACAAUCCGCACGGAGGGAAAGGCGUCUCACAAUUUCCACACAUAAACAUAGACCCAAAUGGUGUCCCAAAUGCAAGUAAUCCACACAUAAAAGUGCCGAAGAGUUUGAUCGCCUGUGCAGACAAAGUGGACAAAGUCUUAAAAGGGGUCUCAAAGGCCCUCCUAGUUGUGGCUCUCGUGACGGACGGACUGCGAAUCUGUGCCGCCAUAUAUGAAGACAUGACUUCUGAUGACAAUCACAUAUUACCUCAUCAGACGAUUAAGACUAUUGCGUCGAUUGCCGGCGGAUGGAGUGGUGGAGUCGUUGGCGCCACCGGUGGUGCACUGUUAGGGGCCAAAAUCGGAGCCUGUGUUGGCUCACUAUUUGGUGGGGUUGGUGCCGUCAUAGGGACCCCUAUUGGCGCUAUUGUAGGGGGUAUUGCAGGUGGAAUAACUGGUGGGCUGCUUGGAAGUUAUGUAGCUGAGGAAGGUGCUCAAAGAGGACUUGAUUAUUUUGAGGCAAACGCUGCCGAAUGGAAUGACUGCUUUAUUACAGCCACACAGGCUUUGAUUAAUCCAUCUGGGUUAGUUAAUGAAAUUGUUAAAGGUGACAACCCUGAAAAUGUUAAGGAAGCAAAAGGAGCCCUUAUUGGUAUGGGUGUGGGGGCAGCCAUAGGGACAGCUGUUGCUACAGGAAUGACUUCAGGUACUGUAUUAGGACCAUUCGGCACAAUAGCAGGUGGAGCAGCAGGGGCAAUUUAUGUACAACUACGGCCUUAUUUGGUGCAUUCGCCGUUGGCCGAUGUAUCACCUUUAAUUAAUAAUCAUAAUAAAAAGAAAGGUAUGAAUAUUGAUUUAAAGAGAUUAACGGAAAAUAUUAUCUCGAUAACACCCAAGGACACUGAUGAUCCAGAAGGCCUCAAAUGGAUAAAUUCGAAGAAGUUUAUAGCCAGAAAAAUAUUCAAACAUGGCAACACAAUGAUUGUGGUGUCGAAAGGUGAAGUUGUUGAAAUUCUGACUGAUGACGCUUCAGAUUUUCGUGAUCAAUUUUCACAUAACAAGCAACUUUUAAAAACAACUCAUCAUUUUUUAACCAGGAAGUUUAUAUUUGAAAAUAUUAAUUACAUUAUCACCAGUGUAUAUAAUGCACCAGUGAAUGUGAUUGAUGAUUUAAUUGAGACCCAAGAAUUUACAUGGGGCAAUUUGUUUUUACUUUGCCACAAAAAUGUUCUUGAUGGAAUUUGCGAUAAUUUACUGGCUGACAUCAAAGAACUCUUGGGCAAGAGCACAUUUCUGGAGAUGCCAGCUGUUAAAUCAGAGAUUUUAGCCAGUACAUCUGAUGGUUGCGAACUAUUAUGGUUUAACCCGAGCAUUGAUAUUGAAAUUAUUUAA